Molecule: messenger RNA, 1473 nt
Organism: Monosiga brevicollis MX1
Lineage: Eukaryota; Choanoflagellata; Craspedida; Salpingoecidae
Exons: 3
Coding region: 1-1473 (490 amino acids)
Source: RefSeq, a predicted model, not a curated record
AUGGACUGCCUUGGGCACUGCCUCAUUGCCAGGUUGUGGCCUGAAGUGGCUGUGCCUUUCCAAUUGACUGCCGAGGCAGUUGAGCAGCAAAAGGCAGUGCAGGCGUUGAGCAGUGAUACGAUCAGCACUCCGAUAGGACGGGACCGUCUCUAUCUCUCUCUCUGUCUCUCUGUCUCUCUCUCUCAAACUCUCUCUCUCUCUCAAACUCUCUCUCAAACUCUCGCUUUCAAACUCUCUCUCACUCUCUCUCUCAAACCCUCUCUCUCAAACCCUCUCUCUCAAACUCUCAAACUCUCUCGCUCUCAAACUCUCUCUCUCUCUCAAACCCCCUCUCUCAAACUCUCUCUCUCAAUCGCUCUCAAACUCUCAAACUCUCUCUCACACAUCUCUCUCUCACACAUCUCUCUCUCUCUCACAUCUCCCGGCAUCCGAGUUUGCCCGUGUGGGUGGUUCUCCCUGUUUUCUACCCCUCUCUGUCUUGUCUUGGGUGGCUGUCCCCUGUUCGUGCCUGGCCGUUGCGCUGGUCGAUUCGGGACCUUUGCCUCGCUGUUUCCCCCCGUGUUUUUGGAUUUGGCGCACUGUUCCGGCACUGCUUGCCUGUCUGCCCAAUCAUCCUGGCUGCUCGCUCGCUCGCUCGAGCGGUGGUGGGGUGAGGACUUGUUCGGCCUCUCAACGUGCUGCAAGGCGGGUUUGUUCUGGAUCAUGAUCCGCAGCAACGCCGGCGCCAUGUCGACUCCUGUCGAUAAAAAGGAAGAAAAGCGCCUCAAAGCCGAGGAGAAGAAGCGCCAGAAGGAGCAAAAGGCAGCUGACAAGCUUGCCGAGAAACAGCGCAAGGCCGCCGAAAAGUUGGCCAAGAAGCAGGGCCAGAAAAAGAGCAAAGACAAGACCGACACCGACGCAGACCCUGCUCCUGCUCCUGCCCCGGCCCCGACCCCUGCCGCGAUUCAAAGCGAGCCUGAGAAACAACCCGAAAUUCAGUCGGCUCCCGAACCUCAACCCAAACCUGAAACUCAGCCUGCGCCCGAGACCCAGCCCGAACCCGAGGCUCCUGCACCGGAAGAACAGCCCACAACUUCCAUAGAAACCGAGGCUGAGCCCCGGGCUGAGGCGGUCAGUGAGGCUGAACCAGAACCAGAACCUUCUGCCGAGCCCCAGCCAGAAGCACCCAUCGAGACCCCCAGUGCAGAAGCUGCCCAGCCCAAAUCCGAACCCGAACUUGCACCCGAAUCCAACCCAGAGGCCGAGUCAGAAGCCGCCUUGGCCGUAGUCGAGCAAGUCGAUGACACACCUACUCCUCAGCAAGCCACAGUGGUCAUUGAACCCGCCAUUCCUCCUCGUAUGUCCCGUCUUGGCGCCGCCCUCUCCACCCAUGUCAGCAUCAUUCUUCUCUGCUCACAAGCCCUUCUCACUUUCUUGUCCUUCCGCCUUGAUUCGCCUGAUUACCACACCAAUAGCCGUCGCACCGCGCUCUAG